AUGUCCCUCACAGCACCACCAGUACCCGAGGUAUUUCCGAUCUACUCUGACCUCAAGGGCAAAGUCGCUCUCAUUACAGGUAUCGGACAAGUGGGACCCCGAGAUAGCCCAUUUUGGGGUAACGGCGCCGCCGUCGCACGCCUACUUUCUCGCAACGGCGUGAGCAUUUUCGGUUGCGAUUUGAACAAAGACGCCGCGGAAAGAACUAAGGAACGCCUUCUCGAAGAAACUGGAGAUGCGGUCGUCGAUGUUGUUGCAGCUGAUGUUACGAAAUCAUCGGAUGUCGAAGCAUUAGUUGCAGCCGUAAUGGCACGACACAACAGAAUCGAUAUCCUCAUCAACAACGUUGGCCAGACGACCUCCGGUAACCCGGCCACCAUGUCAGAAACUAUAUGGACACGCCAGAUCGACGUCAAUUUGACAUCCGUAUACCGGCUGUGUCACCAUGUCCUUCCUAUCAUGCAGAAACAAGGCUCAGGCAAUAUUGUCAACAAUGCUAGUAUCACUGCGCUGCGCUACAUUGGAAAACACCAAAUCGCAUACGCAUCUGCAAAAGCUGGUGUUAUAAGGUUCACGAAGGCUUUGGGCGUCAUGUAUGGCAAGGACAACAUCAGGUGUAAUUGCGUAGUCCCAGGCCUUAUGUACACUCCUUUGGUUGACAAUUUCGCCAAAAGCAAGGACGAAGGAGACCAGGAAGCUGCUAGAAGAAUACUAGAUCAUAACUGUCCAAUGGGAUGGAUGGGAACGGGGAUGGAUGUUGCGAAUGCGGUCGCAUGGCUGAACAGUGCUGCAAGCCGUUAUGUGACCUCGCACGAGCUUGUUGUAGAUGGAGGUAUCACAGAAAGUACCGGCACUGGAUCGUAUCGAGCUGCUACCUGCAGUAACAAUCAACACUUCUCCAACAUAGAAGCAAUGCCAUCAGUAUCGCGAGGUUUGAGAACUUCGACAGGCUGCUCAACGUGUCGUAAGAGGCGCGUCAAAUGCGAUGAGACUCGCCCCAUCUGCCAGAAUUGCAUCCGAGUAAACCGUCAGUGCAAGUUCGUGGAGAAGCGCAAUGCGGCUUCCAGGUUACAGAGAUCUAAUACUUGUGCUAUCAUCCGUCCUCGAACGAUAUCAGAGUUUUCCCCAUCACCAGCCUACGACCAGGGAGAUCUUGGUGUUCUCAACUAUAGUGGCAUACCAACUCCGGAGGAUGAGCCCCAACUGGUUGAUUGCCAAGAAACCAGCGAUCAUGGUCUAUCGAUUGACAACUUGUUUCUUGACAAUAGUCUUUUUAGUUUCGAGAAUGUUUCCCUUCCGAACUUCGACAUUACCGAAUGGUACGAUCUUCUAGCAAAAGACGCUAUCGAUAAGCUGGACGAAAACAAGCACACAGCGCAUUGGAAAUACGACUUCGAAAGCCUCUCUACAAGACAAAUACCACAACCUCCCGUUUCUGGAGAUCCCUGUCUGAGUCUUCAUGAUGAUGCGGAUAGUCACAUACAUGACAGGCCUACCCCUUCGGGCCGGCCUUGGAAUGGUCGUGAGAGGAUCGAAUUGAAACAGGAAGAAUUGCAAUUUUUCACGCAUUACAUCGAUUUUGUUGCACCUAUUCUAGAUCUGUUCGACCCUCUUGCACACUUCGCCAAGGUGGUGCCUGAUCUUGCGUUCUCCAACGAAGGACUCUUGAACUCCUUGCUCGCGGUUGGGGCAUGUCACUUGGCUCUUUGGAAGCCAUGUGAACCUGUCGGGGAAGCAGGUCCCGAGCAGGUGCCUAUCAGCCCAACAUCCAAGUCCUGUGGGCCGUCAAGGACAACCAGAGCUGCCAGCCACUACUAUCACGAGACAUUGCGCUACCUUUCGCAAAACAUCGAGCAUGCGGAUUACAGACAAUCUGACGAGAUUUUGGCGACCGCGGUUAUGGUAUCCACCUAUGGCAUGUUCGAUUCGAAGUCGGACUACAGCAAUUGGGAUCGCCAUCUUCGAAGGGCUUUUUGGAUACAGCGGGACUCUGGCGUUAGUGGAGAGUCCUCGAAUGGUCUUCAGCGUGCAGUGUGGUGUGCAUGGCUUCGACAAGACAUUUGGGCAGCAUUUUGCACAGGACGUCCUACACUUACACUUCACCAACCGAACACCCCUUUAGCUUCGCUCUCGCCGGACGCGUUACACCAAAGAAUUAUCUAUUUGACUGCGAAAUGUGUGCAAUAUGCUGCAACGCCGAAGAAAAGCAAUAUCGUCGGAUAUAUAGAGGCGGGAGAGACGCUGAUGAGAAUGCUCGAUGCUUGGAAACGAAUCCUGCCGUUUUCGUUCCAGCCUGUACCCAUUAUCGCCUCUGCAGAAUCGGCACAGGGAUCGCCAGUAGACAAGGAUCGCAUUCUCCCCAUUUGGAUCCAUCCACCCGCGAACGCUGCUGCUAUGCAGCUAUACCAUUUCGCUAGGAUUCUUACGGUGUUGACACAACCAUCGAUGGGGGGACUGAAUACAUACCGGGCUCGGUCUAAAUUACUACGAGAGAGUACUUCCGCAAUAUGUGGUAUCGCAGUCGCCCAGCAAACACGAAAUCUGCCGAAUGCCUUUGUUUCGUUCCAAGCAGUUCAUGCAGAUACCGAGGCGCAAUCCGAAGUGCUUGGGAUUCUGGAUGAAUUGAGAAGUACCAGCAAGCAUCCACAUACGUCAAUUUUGGAUAGCCUGAUCGAAGUGUGGGAUCGUGUGAUCUCAGAGGAUGGUCUAGCUACUUCAAUGCAUCUUGCAAUCGAUGGUCAGGCUUAG
This is a messenger RNA of Alternaria alternata, 2748 nucleotides long. RefSeq lists its product as hypothetical. The transcript has 5 exons. The coding region runs from base 1 to 2748 and encodes 915 amino acids. Gene Ontology annotation, cellular component: nucleus. Gene Ontology annotation, biological process: positive regulation of transcription by RNA polymerase II. The record is from RefSeq and is a predicted model, not a curated record. Lineage: Eukaryota; Fungi; Ascomycota; Dothideomycetes; Pleosporales; Pleosporaceae. Gene Ontology annotation, molecular function: zinc ion binding; transcription cis-regulatory region binding; oxidoreductase activity.